Messenger RNA from Bipolaris sorokiniana ND90Pr, 1960 nucleotides. RefSeq lists its product as uncharacterized. Bases 6 to 1763 code for a protein of 585 amino acids. NCBI's taxonomy places the organism in Eukaryota, Fungi, Ascomycota, Dothideomycetes, Pleosporales, Pleosporaceae. The transcript has a single exon. The record is from RefSeq and is a predicted model, not a curated record.
UCAUAAUGCUAUUUCAUCCGUUCGAAGCUGCGCUUAGCCAGCCACAGAGCGACGCGCCCAAUACACAACUCUGCACCCUUGUUUCCGCCUCCGAUUAUAGUAGGCCCAAAUUUCCUACCAUAGCCGAAAACUAUCUCUGCGAUCAAACCAGACCACAAGCACCGCCAGAAGACAAAAACACAACAACAACAUCAUCAUCAUCAUCAUCAUCAUCAUCAUCAUCAUCACCAACUUCCAUGCCGUCGACCUCUAGCAAGGGAAAACUACCCCGUGUUUCCCGAGUUGCUAAGCAAAAGGCUUUACAGCAGUUUGGUCCACAGUCUGAUGACAGAAACACGUAUUCCAAAACGGGGGGAAAGGAAGGGACUGAAUCAGACACGCCCAGUGCAGCAUCGUCGAUAAAGAGGAGAUUGCAUCGUUCUGGGAUUGUUCCGGGCAAGAAGGUCACAAACAAUACUAAGACACGUAAAUCACAUGUCAAGCACAAAGUUGAUGACGAUGAAGACUAUGUCCCAAGCCAGAUCGAGUCGACGAAGAAGAACAAGCAGAAGAAGUAUAGCGCAAAACGCAAAGCAGAUGGGGAUACUACAGAGGACGGAAAGCAGACCAAGAAGCCACGGCUACAAGUAAAUAACCAUGAGGGCUCAGCUGAUUAUGCAACAAAGCGACAAGAUCAAUCGAAAUCUUUCAUCAAACCAGCAUCAUCUGCUGUAUCUUCGAGACACUUGCUGAUUGCAGGACUGAAAGCUUCACAGAUGCCAAUAGACGCCUCUCAGACAGCGUUCAAGAAACCAAUGUUACCUUCACACAUCACUCAAGCACCCUUGACUCCGACGAAGCCAAAGAAGAAACUUGUAGAGACACAGAAACGGUCGCACACCCCAAGAGAUGCGAGGAUGCCUCUCCAUGAUGAUGUUUUCUCUCAAAUUCCAUCAUCCCCACCGAUACCCUACGAAGCCGACGAGAUGGAUGAUUGGUCACAGGACACUCCAGCUGUGGCAGCGAUACUGUCGAGCAACAGCAAACCUAUCCCCGCAUCACCAAAUGCAGAAUCAACGGCUAUAUCAGGCCACGCAGAUUGCAAUGAUGUGGCGCAUGAGAAGCGGGCAGGAGAUUCGCAAACAGCAAAAAGUGAUCCUUUCACACGAAGGACCAAAGGCAGAAAAGCCACAUCGUUCUUACGUCGUUUGACAGGGGAUGAAUCAACAGGCGGAUAUUCAGAUCCAGCGACUGAGGUCUCCCAAGAUUCACCAGCAAGCCGAGUUGUUGAUCUAGAUCUUGGUAUCAGAGAUAGUACUCUUACUGGCGACUGUCGUAACGACCAGCAACGCACCUCGGAAGCCGAAAUAUCGCCUGUUCAUCUCGAUUCUUCGCCACCGAGGAUGCACUCGCCUAUUAGCAGUCACAGUUCGACCUCUGCCGAGUAUUUAUUCUCCUCCAAACCCCCGUUACCUUCGUCAGAAGCCGAGGAGAUUGGGUGGGAGAAGAGUCUUGAGCCUCAUCAACGCAGCCUACAUGAUGUCCUAAUCAGUACGUCGAAACGAGUCGUGCGUCAUAUCGUCGAUAGCGAGACGGGCCUCGAUGGCAUUGCAGAGACGUUUGCAACAGAUGGUGAGUGUAUACUAGAGUCGCUAUUAUCCCGACAUGAUGACGACUACAAACAUGUGUUCACCGAUAUGGAGAGUAAGAGAGGUGCUCUCCGAAAAGAGCUUGAGUAUGCCAUUAAGCGAAUGGCUGGCGAGCGGAAGCGGAUUGGUUUUUGAUGGAGACUUGUACUGCGUUCUCACAUGAUCAAGUAUCACGUCACGAUGAAGAUGCUUCUUUAGGAUGCAGAGUCGAGCACGCCUUAUCGAUAUGAUGAUUACGAAGCCGCAAAUGAACGUGCCCAGAAUGCAUAUGCAUAGUCUAAUAUACAUGAAGUAAUAUGACAGCGACAAGCCCGCCAAUAAAAGGCUAGUGG